AUGACUAUUGGAUGCGCCUUCGCCAAGCUUGCUGAUGUCCGACCUUUCAAGACAACAUGGAAGGUCCGCGUUAAGGUGAUUCACUCCUGGAGGCAGUACAGCGGCAUGUCCGGCGAAACGAUGGAUCUGGUUCUCGCUGAUGAACAUGGUACUAAAAUGCAUGCUGGAAUUAAGAAGAAGGAUAUAGGCCGGUUAUCAAAGCUUCUGGUCGUUGGUGAAUGGAAAGUGUUGGAGAACUUUCAGGUAUCUCCUGCAACCGGGCUAUUUCGACCAACUCCAAGCAACUGGAAGAUUGGGUUGUCCAUGAACACAAUCGUUACCACAUGCAGCAUCAAAGUGGACGACAUGUUCCUUUCGUUGGUACCUAUCCAGACGAUCCUAGAUGGUGAUUUGAAUCACAAUUUCUUGAUUGAUGUCAUUGGACAGGUUCUUGAUGUGAGUGAGAUCAAAACUGUUCCUGUACUUGGGAGAGAAAAGCGGAAGCUAGAGUGCGUGCUUAGGGACAUUAAUGAUCAGAGAAUCAACUGCUGUCUUUGGGCGGGAUACGCUGACCAACUGUACGAGGCAUGCAGUGAUAUGCAAGUAACUAAUGCUUUUGACGCAUCUAAGCUUAUCAUCAACCCUAUUUGCGAAGAAGCAGAUGCUUUCAGGAUUGGCUUGCCAGAUGACGGUGCGAUUGUUGUCAUCCAAGAGGAUGAUGAAGAGGCUGAGAAGCAAAGGAUAAAGGAGCAGGAAGAUGCGUGGCUGGCGUUGGAAAUGAAAUCUGUGUAUGACAUUCAGAAUGCUACUGAGAUAGAGAAAUUCAGGAUUUCUGUCAAAGUGACUGGAAUUGAUACCGACUGGGGUUGGUAUUAUUUCGGAUGUGGAAAGUGCCAGUUCAGGGUCACCAAGGAUCUGAAGAAGGAAGGAGCCACAAAACCUCGCCCCAAAGCACCCGUGUGGUACUGUGACAGAUGCAAAUCAAAUGUCAAAACUGUUGAAGCAAAGUUCAAGUUGCACCUUCUGGUAGAGGAUGACUCGGCCAAAACAAAGGUUAUGCUUCUUGAUUCCGUUGCUUAUGGCAUCGUGGAUAAAACAGCUUCCUUCCUGCUAAACGGAUCAUACGAUGAGAUUCAGGAUCCAGAAUUAAUACCCGAUGACGUCAAGAGUUUAGUUGGAAAAAGUUUCGAGUUUCUGGUCGGUGUCGAGAAGGAACACAUUGUGUAUGGAAAUGACACCUACAAGGUGCAUAAGGUAAAGAAAGGACUUCUCAUUCUCGACACGGAAUCUGGCGAUGGACCAUUCAUUGCCAUUGAUAAUGGUUCGACCAUUGCAUCUGGCGAGGAGUUGUCGGUUGUCAAGAGUAACAGCCAAAGCAUUUCAGAUGAUGGUUCAACCCCAUCACCGAAGCGUGAUUUUGAAUCAAUGCAUGGUGUCCCAGCCGGCUCUUCCACUUCGAAGAAGCAUUGCCCCAAGCAACUUCCUACAGAGGCCAGUAGAGAGCUGGUCAAUCCGGAUGGACUAAUUAGCCAGCAUCCCGAAGCAAAUAAGAGCGAAGCUAAGCUCCACCAACUCACCGAGAAUUGA
Molecule: messenger RNA, 1566 nt
Organism: Microthlaspi erraticum
Lineage: Eukaryota; Viridiplantae; Streptophyta; Magnoliopsida; Brassicales; Brassicaceae
Source: the annotation of a GenBank genome assembly